Capra hircus (goat) is the source of this 2230-nucleotide messenger RNA. It is a transcript of the gene SLC39A7, whose product is annotated as solute carrier family 39 member 7. Lineage: Eukaryota; Metazoa; Chordata; Mammalia; Artiodactyla; Bovidae. The transcript has 8 exons. Gene Ontology annotation, biological process: zinc ion transmembrane transport; intracellular zinc ion homeostasis. Bases 232 to 1641 code for a protein of 469 amino acids. Gene Ontology annotation, molecular function: zinc ion transmembrane transporter activity. Gene Ontology annotation, cellular component: membrane. The record is from RefSeq and is a predicted model, not a curated record.
GGCGGUCUUCUCCCGCCUGUUAGCCAGUCUCGCCCGGCGUACCCUUAAAUAACCUCCACGUCCGCGCAUGCGCGCCAAGGCUGGUCCGCAUCCCCGCCACCCGGAGUGUGGCCAUAUUGGUAAAGGUGCUGGGACCGAGGUAGAACGGGACUCCCAAGUUCUCGCGGGAGCUAGGGGCGGGACUGCCACGUCCGAGCAAACCGGGAAAGGAGAGGAUCCCGGAGCCGCGUGAUGGCCAGAGGCCUGGGGGCCCCCCGCUGGGUGGCCGUGGGACUGCUGACCUGGGCGGCCUUGGGGCUGCUAGUGGCCGGACACGGGGGUCAUGGAGACCUUUACGAAGACCUGCACGAGGACUUCCACGGCCACAGCCACAGGCACUCACAUGAGGAUUUCCACCACGGACACAGCCAUGCCCAUGGCCACGGCCACACUCACGAGAGCAUCUGGCAUGGGCAUACCCACGGUCACGACCACGGACAUGCACACGAGGAUUUGCACCAUGGCCAUAGUCACGGCCACUCCCAUGAGAGCCUCCACCACCGAGGACACGGACAUGACCAUGAGCACAGUCAUGGAGGCUAUGGGGAGUCUGGGGCUCUAGGCGUCAAGCAGGACCUGGACAGUGUCACUCUCUGGGCCUAUGCACUGGGGGCCACGGUGCUGAUCUCUGCAGCUCCAUUUUUCGUCCUCUUUCUUAUCCCUGUGGAGUCAAACUCCGCUCGCCACCGCUCUUUGCUCCAGAUCUUGCUGAGUUUUGCUUCUGGUGGGCUCUUGGGAGAUGCUUUCCUGCACCUCAUUCCUCAUGCUUUGGAACCUCAUUCUCACCACCCUCUGGAGCAGCCAGGACAUGGACAUUCCCACAGUGGCCAGGGCCCCAUUCUCUCUGUAGGACUGUGGGUCCUCAGUGGGAUUGUCGCCUUUCUUGUGGUGGAGAAAUUUGUGAGACAUGUAAAAGGAGGACAUGGACACAGUCACGGACAUGGACAUGCUCAUGGUCACACACAUGAAAGUCAUGAACAUGGAAGACAGGAGCGUUCUUCGAAGGAGAAACAGAGCUCAGAGGAAGAAGAAAAGGAGGCAGGGGCCUUGAGGAAGAGGAGAGGGGGGAGUACAAGGCCCAAAGAUGGGCCAGUGAGACCUCAGAACGCUGAAGAGGAGAAAGCAGGGUCAGACCUACGUGUAUCAGGGUACCUGAACUUGGCUGCAGACCUGGCACACAACUUCACGGAUGGUCUAGCCAUUGGUGCUUCAUUUCGAGGGGGCCGGGGGCUGGGGAUCCUGACCACAAUGACUGUUCUGCUACAUGAGGUGCCCCAUGAAGUAGGAGACUUUGCCAUCUUGGUCCAGUCUGGCUGCAGCAAAAAGCAGGCGAUGCGUCUGCAGCUGCUGACGGCAGUAGGGGCACUGGCAGGCGCAGCCUGUGCCCUUCUAACUGAAGGAGGGGCAGUGGGCAGUGACGUGGCAGGCGGCGCAGGUCCUGGCUGGAUUCUGCCAUUCACUGCUGGUGGCUUUAUCUACAUAGCGACGGUGUCGGUGUUGCCUGAGCUGCUGAAGGAGGCAUCACCAUUGCAGUCACUUCUGGAGGUGCUGGGGCUGUUGGGGGGAGUUGUCAUGAUGGUGUUGAUUGCCCACCUCGAGUGAGAGAUGGGGUAAACCAGCCCCAAACCUCUAGCCUCUAAGCCCUCCAGGUCAGGGGUCUGCGGAGGCUGGGGGUCCUGGCCUAGGACAUCUGCCAAAGGAGAGAGUUGUAUCCUAGGGAAAUGGUGACUUUGGCUUGAGGGCUGUCAAGAUGGGGCAGUCAUGCAGGGGCUGCAGAGGUGAGGAUGAAGUCCAGGGGGGCCCUAGUGUUGGGCACGUGCUGACCAUGUUGCUGGGUUUGAGGACUAGAGCCGGAAGGCCGAAGGAGAGGAGUCCUACCCCACGUCCCCCACCCUACCUGUUCACAGAGGACCAAGCCGCCACGCACAGGCUUCUCCAGGGCCCACCUCCCUCUCUCCCGCCUGUUGGUGGAGGCUCCAGGGAAGACCAGAGCCCUCCACAAAGGGAGUAGCAGAAGUCGGGGAUAAACGUCAAUCGUGUGACCUGAUUUGGGAGUGAUUGGGGGGCGGGGCGGGAAUGGCUAGUUGCUAAUCUCAUAGCCUGAUUUUUUUGUUUGUUUCUAUUCUUUUAUAUUACUUUGAAUAGAGGAGGGGUGGGGACCGGAAAUAAAACCCUCGGACCUUGCGUUCUA